Molecule: messenger RNA, 2668 nt
Organism: Coregonus sp. 'balchen'
Lineage: Eukaryota; Metazoa; Chordata; Actinopteri; Salmoniformes; Salmonidae
Source: the annotation of a GenBank genome assembly
AUGCCGAAAGUGAAGAGGAGCAGGAAGCCACCUCCGGAUGGCUGGGAGUUGAUUGAACCGACCUUGGACGAACUAGACCAAAAGAUGAGAGAAGGUAAUUUAGCUAGCCACCUAGCUAGCUAACUCCGCCCGUACCAAACGAGGCUCCGCUAACAUCCUUGCCCACACAAUGUUGACAUUAGUUAGCUAGGGUAUUCAACCAGUACUUAUGAUGUUAGCUAUAUUACCAAUCUGUUGUGUGAAUCUGACUUGGAUCAUUCCUGUUUUAUUGUAUGACGAGCUGUGACUAACUAACUUCUCCAUACCGAAUGAGGCUGCGCGUACAGCCAGAUGUCUACCCCUGUUUGCGUUAAGUUUAUGUCCCUUGUCUGUAUGUUAUCUUUUUUGUAUUGUGUGUUAUUGUUCAGAUACCUCGAAAAUCAAGGCCAAAAUGUUGACGUUAGAUAGCUAGCUUCUAAGUAACUACACUGAACAAAAAAUAUAAACGCAACAUGCAACAAUUUCAAAGAUUUUACUGAGUUAGAGUUCAUAUAAGGAAAUCCUUCAAUUGAAAUAAAUCAAUCAGGCCCCAAUCGGUGGAUUACACAUGACUGGGAAUACAGAUAUGAAUCUGUUGGUCACAGAUACCUUAAAUGUUACAGCUGUGAAUCAGAAAACCAGUCAGUAUCUGGUGAUUUGCCUCAUGCAGUACGAUACAUCUCCUUCACGUAGAGUUGAUCAGGCUGUUGAUUGUGGCCUUUGGAAUGUUGUCCCACUCCUCUUCAAUGGCUGUGCUAAAUAUUGACGGGAACUGGAACACGCUGUCGUACAAGUCGAUCCAAGCAUCCCGAACAUGCUCAAUGGGUGACAUGUCUGGUGAGUAUGCAGGCCAUAGAAGAACUGGGACAUUUUCAGCUUCCAGGAAUUGUGUACAGAUCCUUGCGACAUGGGGCCGUCCAUUAUCAGGCUGAAACAUGAGGUGAUGGCGGCGGAUGAAUGGCACGACAAUGGGCUUCAGGAUCUCAUCACGGUAUCUCUGUGCAUUCAAAUUACCAUUGAUAAAAUGCAAUUGUGUCCGUUGUCCAUAGCUUAUGCCUGCCCAUACCAUAACCCCACUGCCACCAUGGGGCACUCUGUUCACAACGUUGACAUCAGCAAACCGCUCGCCCACACGACGCCAUCUGCCCGGAACAGUUGAAACCGGGAUUCAUCCAUGAAGAGUACACUUCUCCAGCAUGUCAGUGUCCAUUGAAGGUGAGCGUUUGCCCACUGAAGUCGGUUACGACGCUGAACUUCAGUCAGGUCAAGACCCUGGUGAGGACGACGAGCACGCAGAUGAGCUUCCCUGAGACUGUUUCUGACAGGUUGGGCAGAAAUUCUUCGGUUGUGCAAACCCACAGUUUCAUCACCUCUCCGGGUGGCUGGUCUCAGACGAUCCUGCAUGUGAAGAAGCCGGAUGUGGAGGACCUGGGCUGGUGUGGUUAUACAUGGUUUGCGGUUGUGAAGCUGGUUGGACAUAAUGCCAAAUUCUCUAAAACGACGGAGGCCGCUUAUGGUAGAGAAAUUAACAUUAAAUUCUCUGUCAACAGCUCUGGUGGACAGUCCUGCAGUCAGCAUGCAAAUUGCACGCUCCCUCAAAACUAGAGACAUCUGUGGCAUUGUGUUUGACAAAACUGCACAUUUUUAGUGGUCUUUUAUUGUCCCCAGCACGAGGUGCACCUGUGUAAUGAUAGUGCUGUUUAAUCAGCUUCUUGAUAUGCUACACCUGUCAGGUGGAUGGAUUAUCUUGGCAAAGGAGAAAUGCUCACUAACAGGGAUGUAAACAAAUUUGUGCACAACAUUUGAGAGAAAUAAGCUUUUUGUGUGUAUGGAACAUUUCUGGCCUUUUUUUAAAUAUUUUAUUUCAGCUCAUGAAACAUGGGACCAACACUUUUACAUGCCGUGUUUAUUAUUGUUGUUCAGUUUAGCUAGUUUAGGGUAAUCAACCCGCCAACUAGUAGCUACUUAGCUAGCUACAAUAUAAAGUUGAUGUAUGAAUGUGAAUCUUGGAUUAUUCCUGUUUUGUAUUGUGUUUAUGACGAGCUGCGACUGUCUCCUUCCAGCCGAGACGGAGCCUCACGAGGGAAAGCGGAAGGUGGAGUCCCUGUGGCCGAUAUUCAGACUGCAUCAUCAGCGGAGCCGAUAUAUCUUCGACCUGUUCUACAAGAGGAAGGCCAUCAGCAGAGGUGCAGUAGUAACCUCCAAGACAGGGUUAAUGUUAGUUUGGGUUAUUUUAGAUGAGGUAUAAUGCUCUUUCUCUGUGUGUGUGUAUAUGCAGUAGGAACCUCCAAGACAGGGUUUAAUGUUAAAGGUUGGGUUAUUUUAGAUGAGGUAUAAUGCUCUUUCUCUGUGUGUGUUUGUGUGUGGGUGUGUAUAUGCAGUAGGAACCUCCAAGACAGGGUUUAAUGUUAGGUUGGGUUAUUUUGGGUGAAGUAUAAUGCUCUUUCUCUGUGUGUGUGUAGAGCUGUAUGACUACUGUAUAAAGGAGAGUUAUGCUGAUAAGAACCUGAUAGCGAAGUGGAAGAAGCAGGGAUAUGAGAACCUGUGCUGCCUCCGCUGCAUCCAGACACGAGACACCAACUUUGGAACUAACUGCAUCUGUAGAGUCCCCAAGAGCAAACUGGAAGUGGUGAGGACUGCAACACUCUAG